UGGUGACGGUUCUGUCAUCAUAAACUCUGAUGGUUGGAGUGAAGACGGCAUGUUGCAUCUGAAAAAGACCAAAAAGCGCCUUCCCAAGGCAAUUAUCGUCGGCGUUCGCAAGGCAGGGACUCGAGCUCUCCUCGAAAUGCUCAACCUUCACCCCAAAAUCGCCAAAGCUUCCUCAGAAGUCCACUUCUUCGACAUCGCAGAGAAUUACGAGAAGGGACUGGACUGGUAUCGGCACCAGAUGCCGUACUCCUACGCAGACCAAAUCACCAUCGAGAAAAGCCCGGCUUACUUCAUUACAGAAGAGACCCCGCAGAGAAUAUACCAGAUGAACAACACCAUGAAACUCCUGCUGAUAGUGCGAGAUCCGACAGAGAGGGCCAUCUCUGACUAUACCCAGAUCUACUCCCACAAGCAGGAGAAGAACAAGAACUACGACAGGUUUGAAGAUCUGGCUCUGGACCCUGAGACCAAGGAGGUUAACACCCACUACAAGGCAAUAAGGACUAGUGUGUACCACAGGCACAUGUCUCAGUGGUUGAAAUACUUCCCACUAGAACAGAUCUGUGUGGUAGAUGGAGACAAGCUGGUGAAAGACCCAUUGCCAGAGUUGCAGCGGGUAGAAACAUUUCUAGGCUUAGAGAGAUACCUUUCCAACAAAAACUUGUACUAUAACGCCUCUCGAGGCUUCUAUUGUUUGCGGAAUGACACAAUGAACAAGUGUUUGAGCGACAGCAAGGGAAGACAGCACCCUGAUGUGGACCCUAAGGUCAUCGCCAAACUGCACCAUUACUCCGCAACAUAACAAAAUGUUUUACCAAAUGGUCCAAAGGGAGUUUGACUGGCCUUAGUUGCACCCAAAGGUAUUACACCAAAAGGUAUUGGGUAUACAUAGCAAAUUGUCUGUUGUCACAAUACUUAGCACUCUUACCAUCCUGACCUCAUUUAUGACAAUGGCCUAUCCAGUAUCACAGGAUUUGAUUCCAUCCUUGAUUGGCAGAAAUGGGACGUAUGUCAACAGAAGACAAGGAAAACAAACGUGCAGGGAAUCCAUAUUACCACUGUACAACAAACAUGUUUGUUUGAAACAGUCAUUGUUGUUUACUUUUACAUGUGGUUUGGUUUAGUUCAUCCAUGGAAAAAGGUAUAGGGUGCUCGAUUUCUGCCAAUCUGGUGACACACGUGGGUUUUAUCUCAUUGAACUGGAUCGGCUGCUUAUUUAUGUCCAGCAGAUUUAAGCCUCUGCUCCUGAUUGGUUGAAGAGGUGAUGACCAAAUAUAUCCAGCUUCAAUGGGAAGGACUCUCCUGUCAUGUUUACUGGUUGGCCAAUAGUUAAAUAUUUGUUAAUUAACUUAUUUCAAUCUCCACUUGACUGUUCAGUUAAAAAUGUGCCACAAUAACAUUGUUCAUGGUUUAAGUUGCACACAUACAGUGUGAUGCAUUGUAUAUGAUAUGUCAAAGUUGACGGCCCCUUGCAAUACGUAAAAAAUGGCCAGAGGCCUUAACUUGACAUCUUUCUCCAAGUGCACCUGAUUUGUACUAUGAACUAGCUUAUUGUAAAGAUGUAUGAUUGUAAACUAUUCGGGUCAUAUUUUCAAUGACAAAAGCUGUUUCAUUUCAACAUUCUCAUUAACACAGUAUACAAACGGAACAGUACUACUUUUUCACUUACCUCAUAUGCAAGGAAGGCGAAAUUCCUUUCUAUUACCGGUACUUUUCAGUUGUCUCUAUGUUAAAUUAUUCCAUCAAAGCAGAAAACAAACAGAAAGUCAUAACCUUACAUUGAACCUAACAAAGUUAAUUCAGUCUGAUUUAAAACAGUAUCCCAUUUGACCGUUGUCUGGUCACUUUUUUUUCCUCUGGUUCUUCAGAUGUCAGCGAUAGAACAAACAGUGUGUUUACAAACGUCCAAUUCUAACACCUCACAAAUUGCAGUGUAAAAAUUAUUAGAAUUGGGCCAAAG
Branchiostoma belcheri (Belcher's lancelet) is the source of this 1960-nucleotide messenger RNA. Its product is annotated as heparan sulfate glucosamine 3-O-sulfotransferase 5-like. The record is from RefSeq and is a predicted model, not a curated record. The transcript has a single exon. Gene Ontology annotation, molecular function: [heparan sulfate]-glucosamine 3-sulfotransferase activity. NCBI's taxonomy places the organism in Eukaryota, Metazoa, Chordata, Leptocardii, Amphioxiformes, Branchiostomatidae. The coding region runs from base 50 to 802 and encodes 250 amino acids.